Molecule: messenger RNA, 3664 nt
Organism: Ciona intestinalis (vase tunicate)
Lineage: Eukaryota; Metazoa; Chordata; Ascidiacea; Phlebobranchia; Cionidae
Source: RefSeq, a predicted model, not a curated record
AUGAAUACAAGUCACCAACUCAAUCUAGACGCCCUAAACCAACAGCUUCAACAACAGAAUCUUCUCAAUAAAAUGUUCCUGAAAAAUGUGGUGCCGCUUACAUUUACUGAAUAUAACAUUACAGUGCUUCCAAGAUUUAACUUUACCAUUGAGCCACUUCUUUACUCACCGGUACACAAACUAAUCAAAGUGGAAGAACAAAUCGAGAGAGGGAAAUCUUGUUUUGAGGGGAGAAGCAACAUCAUAACUCCAACUGCGAGGAACCCUAUUCCAUUGUUGGGAAAAUCAUCCAGCAAACAGCAGAGAUGGGUACCCCCAAGCAGCCUCCAGCGGAAUGUAGCUUUUGAGCACAAAGAAGCUGUUUUUCGGAAGACUAGAAGCAUUUUAAAUAAAUUAACGCCAGAAAAAUUUGACAAACUUUGCCAAGAUAUUCUUAAUAUUGGAAUCACCUCAAAAGAUAUUUUAAAAGGAAUUGUAAUUUUGAUAUUUGAGAAAGCGAUAGAUGAACUAAGGUACAGUUCACUUUAUGCUAACCUUUGUCGUCGCCUUUACCAUGAAGCUCCAAACUUUGAUGUUUCUCAAACAAUAAAUAAUCAAAACCAGUUAAAACCAAAUACAUUUCGUCGCCUGCUGAUCGCAAAACUUCAAGAUGAAUUUGAAAACCGGAACCGAAAGUUGGAGGCUUUCGAUUGUAAGGAGGGAGCUCUCUCCUCGGAAGAAGAGGAACAAAGGUCAAGAGCUAAACAUCACAUGCUCGGGAAUAUUAAGUUUAUCGGUGAAUUAUACCGACUUAACCUUCUGCACGAGACCAUUGUUCAUAAGUGUAUUAAGCAACUUAUUCGAACAAAGAAGAAAGGGACAGUUGAUGAUGUGGCAGAGGAUUUGGAAUGUUUAUGUCAAAUCAUGAACACGUGUGGGAGAAGACUUGACCAUGAUAAAGCUAAGUCACUCAUGGAUCAGUAUUUUGAUCGAUUGGAAACAGUGAAGAAAAAGAAAGGAGAUCUUCCUUCACGAAUUCGAUUCAUGCUGCAAGAUGUUAUUGAACUAAGGGCAGCAAAUUGGACGCCAAGGCAGAUGCAGAGAAUCACAGCCCCAAAAACUCUGGGUCAGAUACGUUCGGAGGUUGGUGAGGAUUACCCAGGUAUUAUGUUCGAACAAAACAACCAUUAUUCGCAUCAUAAUCCUUCUAUGAGGGAACAUGGCAAAGGAGAGUUUGAACAAAAUGCAGCUGGACUUGGUUUUUUUCCUCCAUCGAAGAAACAGCAAUAUAAUGGAUUUUCGGGCCCCUUAUCCCCACCCCUACCCACCACACUAGGAAGCGAACCCACAAGUCCAGGCCAUGGCUUUGAUUUCUUCAGCCCUCCCCCACAAGUUAAAGCAAAGAAGCAAAGCAAAGGAAACUUGGGUUUUCACAAACUUCAACUCCAAAAUGGGGCAGUUCCUGACCCCACCCUCACCCACAUGAACGGAGGUCACCCCAUGCCAUAUAUGGGUUACCCCAUGAUGCAUAAUGGUUACCCACCCAACAUACAAGCUUAUUACGACCAUCAACCACAAUAUCGAAAUUUUCAACCAGAAUAUACAAACCAUGUCCAAACCAACGGACCAAGGAACCAUGCACCUAUCACAAAUGGCAAGGGCCCUGUGCAUGAUUUUGGCCCCAAAUACUUGAAUCAUCAACAACAACAACAACCUAAGCAAGCAACUAGAAACCUACAACAACAAGCUACAAGUAAAGUCACCCGAGGCCCCCAGACAGGAAAGAUCAAAUUUGUCACUCACCCCAACAAUGAAGAUCAUACCAACCAUGAACAAAAUUCAACUAAACAAUCGGAAAAGUCGAAAAAUCUUUACAGGAAUGUGGUAGCUGGGCCACAUGGCAACAAAGUACCAACAAAGAUUGUAAAAUCUUCGGCCCCUAUAAAGAAACGUCCAGCUGUAUCAUCAGCUGCAGAUGCAUUUCAACCAUCUUUCCAACAUGUUAUUGAUAAUGCAAUGAAUCAGAAACCACAGAAGAAAGCGAACAUCACAAACCAGGAGAAACAGAAAUCAAAGAAGAAUAUUUUAAGUGAAGAAGCUUUAAUGGAUGUUGUGAAAAGAUCAACAUCCAAUGUUAAUGGGGGAACUACUAGAGCUCUUGCUGUGAUAAAAGAUGCAGCUAUUCCUAACAAACAAGUAGCUACCUUGUGUGGUUUGUUCUAUGAAAACUACCUACAUAACAAUGAGGAUGUACGAGAAUUUGUCUGCAAGAUCCUAUCACAUAUGGUCGACACAAAACUUUUAUCUACUGACCUUAUUGAAGAGGGCUUGCAGAUGUUUUUCGAAAAACUCUCAAAACUGGAGACCAGUGUUCCCAGAUCAAAAUCGAUCACUGCUUCCUUGCUUGCUCGGUUGAUCCUUUCAGAUCUGGCAACACUGCAUGGGAUAGCAGAGCUCCUACACAGUGGAUACCACUUUCCACUGUUCCUGCUCACACUACAGCAACUUGUUAAAUUAAAUGAUAAAGAUUGGUUACUUGCGAUGUAUAAGCAAAGCAAAGUUGAUAUGCUGAACCUUAUGCCAGAAGUCUCCCAAAACAAGAGCAGUAUGUUUGAAAUCCUCCAAGGUAAACAACUUGCCUUCCUCUACCCCCUGCUACACAUGGAGACAAAGUUAAACGAGCAGCUUAACACAGACCCUGCACCCCAGGUGGUGUAUAGGUGGAUAAGAGAGAACGUUUCAAGUGAACUUUACUCUCAUCCUGAGUUUAUUCACGUUCUCACAUCAAGUUGCCUACACCAUGUUACCAAGCAAAGCAGCUUAAAAGCUGGGGUGGACAGAGGUCAGAAUGUCCCGAAAACAAUUCAGGAAGAAGAGAAAAACCUUCUUAAAAAGAUCAAACCAAUCUUGCAGAAGUUUGUCCACGAUGACACCAACUUACAACUACAUGCGCUACACACUGUGCAGGCUUUCUGUCAUGAUAAGGAUUUUCCUAAAGGAUUACUUCUUCGGAUGUUCAACCUCCUCUACAACGAGGAUGUAAUUGAUGAGGAAGUUUUCAUCUCAUGGAAGGAAGAUGUCAACUCUAACUUCCCUGGGAAAGGAAAAGCUCUCUUCCAGGUGAACUCGUGGUUAACAUGGUUACAAGAAGCUGACACAGAGGACGACGAUGACGAAUAAACAAUGAAAUAUAUGGGACACUUGCAACGACUCCCUAUAUGUGAUGUAUUAUACUUGUAUUUAUAAAUGUCUAGAUGACAGUAUAUAAAACAAGGUAUUAUCUGUAUCUCUUCUUUAUGUGAUCAAUUUUAAAUCAUGCAACUCCUUUUAAUCAUACAAUGUUUUGUACUCUGCAGUUCUUUAAAUUUUCAACAAAAUUCAAUGAUUUAAAUUAGAUUGAGAAGUUACGUUUGAACAAGUUUUGCAAAUUAGCCGCAUAGCGAGCCGCGUACGAAGCACUCAGUGUUAAAUUUGUACAAAUUUUAGAGAUUACCAAUACGCAUGUAUUUGUUGCACGACCAGUGCUCUGUCUUUAAACGUAAAUUUGUUUUCCUUUUUUUGACCGCUUUUGCGCAAGGGAUGUCUGUACUUUUAUCUUUUUACGAGAGGAUUCGUUUAUUGCGUGUAUAGAGAUGUAUUGUUACGUGUUUGAUUUGGAGUCGUUGCAAUACAAGAAUUUGGAGCA